AUGCAUCCACAAUUAGAAGCAGAGAGAUUUCAUUCGUGCAUCGACUUGAUUCAAGCGUUGGACAAAUGUCACAAGAAAGAGUACUAUAAGCGUGCUUUGGGACUUUGUAACAACGAGAAAGAUGCGUUAUCAAAGUGUUUGCACGAGGCUAGACUCUCGGGAGAAAGAAGAGCAAUCUUGGAGUCGCGGGAGAAGAAGAAGGCUAUGGAAAAGAAGUGGAAACAGUUGGAAGAGGAAGAGUAUGGUGAGGAUGCGAUCUUAAAGAAGAUCAUUCAGAGACAGGUGGAGAAGAGAUCCAAGCCGGAGUAG
Messenger RNA from Kluyveromyces marxianus DMKU3-1042, 309 nucleotides. It is a transcript of the gene CMC2, whose product is annotated as Cmc2p. The record is from RefSeq and is a predicted model, not a curated record. Lineage: Eukaryota; Fungi; Ascomycota; Saccharomycetes; Saccharomycetales; Saccharomycetaceae. The transcript has a single exon. The coding region runs from base 1 to 309 and encodes 102 amino acids.